AUGGAUAAAUUUAUAAUUCGUUCAACUGAUAGCACUUUAGUGAGUGAACCACCAAAGAAAAAAACUAAAUUAAAUAUCAGACGUCAAUAUCAUGAAGAUUAUUUAAACAUAGGAUUUUCUUGGUCCGGUAACGUAGAUGAUCCUCGUCCAUGGUGUCUAGUAUGCGGCGGAAAACUAUCCAAUGAGUCAAUGGUUCCAAGUAAACUAAAACGUCAUUUCUCUACCAAGCAUUCUCAUUUGGUCGAUAAAAAUGCUUCAUAUUUUCAACGUUUACUAAAAUCAGAAACACAACAAUCUGCAAAAAUGACAAAAAUAGUAACCAUUUCGGAUAAAACUCAAGAAGCUAGUUAUCUAGUCGCAGAGCUUGUAGCUAAACAAAUGAAACCACACACUAUAGCAGAAAAACUUAUUUUACCUGCUUGCCGUGAAAUAGUAAAAGUACUUUUUGGCGAAGAAGCUGAAAAAGAAGUAUUAAAAAUUCCUGUAUCUGACAACACCGUUAGUAGGCGUAUAGAACACAUGUCUGAAGAUAUUGAAGAACAAGUAUUGCGACAAUCCCGUGACUCUCCAUUAUUUGCAUUACAACUAGACGAGUCAACUGAUAUAAGUGGACAAGCACAACUUUUGAUAUUUAUACGCAUAGUUUCCAACGAAGACAUCAUGGAAAACUUUUUGUGUUGUAUAACACUUUCUGAGACAACUAAAGGUGAAGACAUUUUCGAAAUCGUGGACAAUUAUCUGAAAUUAGCUAAUUUACCAUGGGAAAAAUGUAUUGGAGUAUGUACCGACGGCGCUCCCGCGAUGACGGGCUCAGUAAAAGGCUUUACUUCUUUUACCAAGAAAAAAAAUGAAAAUAUAAUUUUCACCCACUGUUUUCUACAUAGAGAAGCCCUUAUGACAAAAACAUUAGUAGGUGAUUUAAGAGAAGUUUUGGAUCAAGUUGUGAAAGUGAUCAAUUUUAUUAAAAGUAGUUCACUUAAGUCAAGGUUGUUUGAAAAAAUUUGUGACGGUAUGGAUUCAGAUAACUCAAAAUUACUUUUUCACAGUGCAAUAAGAUGGUUAUCAAGAGGCCGAGUAUUAUCACGUUUUUAUGAUUUGAGUGAAGAAAUAAUUGUAUUUUUAACAAUGGAAGAAUCGAAGUACGAGUUUCUUGGAGAUGACCAGUGGUGGACAAAAGUAUCUUUUUUAACUGAUAUUUUUGAACAUUUGAAUAAAUUAAAUACAAGCAUGCAAGGUCGUAAUGUCAACAUCAACUGA
This is a messenger RNA of Macrosiphum euphorbiae (potato aphid), 1257 nucleotides long. The record is from the annotation of a GenBank genome assembly. NCBI's taxonomy places the organism in Eukaryota, Metazoa, Arthropoda, Insecta, Hemiptera, Aphididae.